Molecule: messenger RNA, 2550 nt
Organism: Selaginella moellendorffii
Lineage: Eukaryota; Viridiplantae; Streptophyta; Lycopodiopsida; Selaginellales; Selaginellaceae
Product: pentatricopeptide repeat-containing protein At1g09410, mitochondrial
Exons: 1
Coding region: 1-2550 (849 amino acids)
Biological process (GO): RNA modification
Molecular function (GO): RNA binding; protein binding
Source: RefSeq, a predicted model, not a curated record
AUGCAGCAGCGGCAGUGGGCGUUGCUUGUGCGCCAGUGUAGAUCCGUGGCCGAGGGAAAGCAGCUGGAGCGGAGGCUGGGCGAGGCCGGUUUGGAGUGCGACACCUAUCUGGGCAAUCUGCUGGUCCAGAUGUACGCCGCCUGCGGCCAGAUCGAGGAGGCGAGGCAAGUGUUUGAGAGGAUUCCGCGGAAGAACAGGUUUUCCUGGAACACUAUGCUUGGUGCGAGCAUCACACGGGAAGAGGAGGCGAAAUGGCUGUUUGACAUGAUGCCGGAGAGGGAUGUUGUGUCGUGGAAUGCCAUGCUCACUGCAUAUGCCGCCUGUGGGCAUCUUGGGAAAGCUGAUGAGUUAUUUUCUUGCAUGCGAGAGCGCAACUCCGUGUCGUGGACGGGGAUGGUGGCGGCCUAUUCUAGCGAUGGCCGAAUUGCGGAAGCGAUACAGAUCCUGGAAGUGAUGCCUCAGCAUGGAAUUGUGGCCUGGAAUGCGAUCAUCACGGCGUGUGCACGGCUCGGGCAUUGCGACACGGCUCUCGGGAUGUUUCACGACAUGGAGUUGGAGGGCGUAGAACCUGACAGGGUGACAAUGCUGGCUGUGUCUGAUGCUUGCGCGUCGUCACUGGAGAAGGAGAGUCACGAGGAGACAAUGUCAGCAUCUGUGGGUCAAGUGGCUGCACGAAUGAAACGAUUUUUGCCCGACACUGUGGUGGCGACUGCGCUCGUCCGCAUGUAUGGCCGGUGCCACAGGGUAGCGGAGGCGGAGAGUGUGUUCCGGGACAUCGCCAACAAGAGUAUCGUGUCUUGGAACGUCAUGCUUUCGGCCUUCGCCCGGAACGGCUGCGUGGAGGACGCAAGUGCCUUGUUUCAUGCGAUUCCGGACGGGGACAAGAACACCGUGUCCUGGAACGCUCUCCUGUCCGCCUACAACUAUGCUCAAGGAGGGAGUAAUGUGGCCAAUGCUUGGAAGGUGUUCGAGGAAAUGCCGUUGCGGGACGUCGUGUCGUGGACGACGCUGGUGUCAGUGUGUGCCAGGAAUGGGAGCGUGGAAGAAGCCGUGGCUCUGUUUGACAAGAUGCCGCAGCGGAGUAGGGUCUCGUGGAACUCAAUCGUCUCCGGGCUUUCGCAGAACGGUCGCGGAAGGAAGGCUCUACAGGUGUUCAAAGUGAUGGUAUUGGAAGGUGUGGAAGCCGAUAGUGUGUGCUUCGCCAGUGUUCUUGGUGCCUGUGCUGACAUGGAGGACUUGGAACAAGGGAGUCUAGUCCACCAGGAGAUCACUAGCACCAGUGACGGCAACACAUUGAUCGCAACUGCGGUGGUAAACAUGUAUGGGAAGUGUGGCCAGGUGAGCGAGGCCAAGAGCGCCUUCGACCAGAUCUCACGCAAGACCAGCGUUGCUUGGAACACUCUGCUGUCCAUCUACGGCCUCAAUGCCAAAGUGGCCGAAGCCAAAGAACUCUUCAGCACGAUGCCGGGGUGGAACAGCGUGUCGUGGACGAGCAUGGUGGUGGCAUUGGCUCAGAAUGGUCUCUUGGACGAGGCAAGGGACAUGUUUGAGCAGCUUCCAGAGCGCACGCUCGUGUCGUGGAACGCCAUGCUCACAGCCUACGCUCAGAACAAGCACGGCAGACAAGCGCUCUCGCUCCUGGCGGCCAUGGACAGCGAGGGAGUCACGAAGCCAGACCGGGUCACCUUGAUAACAGCCUUGAACGCCUGUGCGGACGUUGGAGCUCUAGCACAAGGCAAGGAGCUUCACCAGGCCGUGGACGAGGAGAUGAGCUACAAGCAUCGCGCUGAUGUUUCGGUCGCCACCGCCCUGCUCAACAUGUAUGGGAGGUGUGGAAGCGUCGAGCAGGCGAGAAGACUGUUUGAGGCGAUGCCAAGGCACGACAUUGUGUCGUGGACGGCCAUCGUCUCGGCGUAUGCACGGUGUCGCCAAGCCAAGGUCUCGCUCGAGCUCUUCCGGGCCAUGGAACUGGAGGGCAUGCUUCCCAACGAGAUCAGCUUCGUGAGCAUCGUGUCGGCUUGUAGCGCUGCGAGCCUUGUGGAGGACGGCCGGACCUUCUUCCGCCUCAUCUACCGGUAUGCCGCAGGGCCGAGCAUGGAGCAGUGGGCAUGCAUGGUGGAGCUCCUGGGUCGGUCGGGGCAGCUGACCAAGGCCGAGGAGGUGCUGGAAAACAUGCCCCUGGAGCCCGAUGCCUCUGUGUGGAGAGCGCUGGUGGCGGCGUCCAGGCUUCACAACGACAACGAGCGGGCGAGGCGUGCGGCACGAAAUGCUGCCAUGCUUGUGGAUCCAUGCCCACCGCCAUCGCCAUCGCCAUCGCAGGGGGUUCUAGCCAGCAUACAAGAGGCGCUGCUAGGGAGGACGAAGGACGAGGACGCCCUAGAUCGAAAGGGAGGCGUCUCUCUAGAUCACAUCCCAGCCGUUGAGCCGCUUUUGGCGGGGCCGUUCGAAUUUUUGAAAAGGAAUGGCGCUAGAGCCGAGGGAGAUUGCCAUCCAUCGCACUUGGAUUCUCGAGACACGGCCAGACGAUCUCAUCCCGGGCGACGAGUAUGA